UCAUGACAUGGUACUUGACUUUGCUCGUUUCCUUAUGGGAAAUGAAUUUGUGGUGCAAGAGGUUCAUCCUGACGAUAUUAUAAGGAUAAAGCUUCCUCCAGAGAAAACUCACCAUCUGUCGGUUGUACUGGCAGAAAAUGCAUGCCUUCCUACUUCACUUCUUGGUGCAGAAAAAUUGCGGAGCUUAUCCAUCUUUAAGAGUGAUCAUGCAGAAGAAGAUGAAACCAGUAACUUAUUUAUUCAACCAAAACAUCUGCGUUCAUUGAUUCUCUGUGGUGCAAUAUGCGGAUUACUUAAUUUGCAAUCCUUGUUUCUACAACGGUGUUAUUCUCUGGAGGGAUUGCCGGAUAAGAUAGAGAAAUUGGUCAACUUGAGGUGCCUGAAUACAGCUGAUAGUACUGCUUUAACUUACUAUCCCAAAGGAAUUGGGAGAUUAACUUCCCUCAGAGAGUUGGGGACGAUUGUAGUUUGCUGUGAUCACAAUGACAAUGAAAAAUUUAGCUUGGGGGAUUUGGAAAACUUGUGCCACCUUCGUUUUCUGGCAUUGAAAGUUAAAGAUGGUCAGAUUGAUGCUAAUGAAGCCAGACGUGCGAAGCUGCAAAGUAAGAUACAUCUCAAGGAUUUAGUGUUAGAUGAUAGGUGGGCUUACGGAAAAGAGGAUGAAUUGGAUAAUUUUGUUAAAGUCUUAAACCCACCUUCGCACACAAACGUGAAAUUUCCUCUUAAUGAACUUAUUGAAGAUUUCAGGGCACAGGUCUUUGCGGCGGAGGACUUCCACGUAAGCCCUCAAUCUAUUGUUUCUAGCUAGUAUUAAUUAGAGGGGAAAUGAACGGCUGUUUCUCCUCCCCAAAUCACACGUAUUAAUGUCUGCAUUUAUUUUGCUGAUGCAGCGUAUGCCCACCAUUCUCUAUCUUGGUGAAAGCUGAAGCCGUUGAAAGUACUGCAUGUAUGUGAUGUUCCUCUUUUUCUUUUUCUUUCUUUUUUCUUCUUUUUUUUUUUUCUUUUUUUUUUUAACAGGGAAGUCUUUUGUGUUUUACAGCUGUUUAUCAGAUUAUUACCCUUAUUGUAUGUAUUCUCCCUGUUUCUUUGGUGGAUCAGUGAACAAUUCAGAAUUAGUAAUCUUGUCAUGGAUACUUUAUGAUCAAAUUCCUAUAGUUUCUUUCUUUACAAAAUCUUUUGUUGAUAAAUAAAACAUAAAUGACAAC
Rubroshorea leprosula is the source of this 1205-nucleotide messenger RNA. NCBI's taxonomy places the organism in Eukaryota, Viridiplantae, Streptophyta, Magnoliopsida, Malvales, Dipterocarpaceae. The record is from the annotation of a GenBank genome assembly.